Panicum hallii is the source of this 2376-nucleotide messenger RNA. Its product is annotated as pentatricopeptide repeat-containing protein At2g03880, mitochondrial-like. The record is from RefSeq and is a predicted model, not a curated record. The transcript has a single exon. Lineage: Eukaryota; Viridiplantae; Streptophyta; Magnoliopsida; Poales; Poaceae. Bases 769 to 2322 code for a protein of 517 amino acids. Gene Ontology annotation, biological process: RNA modification. Gene Ontology annotation, molecular function: RNA binding; zinc ion binding; protein binding.
UUUCUCUGGUACUGAAGGCAUAGGGCGUCCGGAGGAGAGCGAGAUCUUGGAGCCUUCUUGCCGCAGUCAUAAUCGGCAAAAGAAAAAACUAAACUAAAAUCCGAUACGUUUUCAGGUCAAAUUUAGGGGCUGUUGUUCGUCGAGCCCUUUUGGCGCUGGAAGCCUGGAGCGGGGGAAGGAGCGGCCGCUGUGAAAGGCGCGAGUCUGUCCACGUCGACGGCUGAGCUCUCUUUCAUCCUGGUCUGUCUCUGCCGUCCCUCUUGCAUUUCUCGCCAGAGUGAAUGACAUGUCCGUGCAAUGGGCACGUUGUGGCUUCCUGAAAGUGAAAGCGAAAUCUGGUCUGCACGUUUUAGCUGCUCAAGUUAGUGGAGAAAAUCAAUCUGCCUAUCAUUUGUACGUGCAAGUCAUGAGAAGUUGGUCGGUUUAGUAGUCAGCAAAAGUUUAGAGUUUGGCCGCCGGCAGGAAAACCCGGUGCUGUUUUGCGACCGGCCCGCACAACUCCGGCAGGAGGUUCUUCUCUUCCGGGGGCGGCUACCUUGAUUUUCCUCUGCCCUGCGACUGCGAGCUGGCCCAAAUUAAUCACUGUAAUCUAAGCUAGAUGACUCAACACUCUUGAUCCUGUGAGGCAACCUGAUGUCUGGUGGUGUGUGCAUGCAUGCACAAGCACAAGCACAAGCUGCCCCUGAACCUUCCGCGCGCGGCUCGUGAUCUGCCGCUGCGCUGCCCGAUUCCACGGGCACCGCACCACGACGGGCCCAACCGGCGGCGAUGGUGUUGCCGCCGGGCACGGGGCUGGUGGCCUACAACGCGGCCAUCUCCCGCUGCGCCCGCGCGGGCCUCUACCCGCGCGCGCUCGCCCUGUUCCGCGAGAUGCGCGCCCGGGGCCUGCGCGCCGACGAGUACACCCUCCCGCCGCUCCUCAACUCCGCCGCGCUCCUGCGCGCCCCGCCCGCGGCGCGCGCGCUGCACGCCCUGCUCCUCCGCGCGGGCCUCGCGUCCCACCUCCACGUCGCCAACGCGCUCGUCGACGCCUACGCCAAGCUGUCCCGCCCGGCCGCCGCGCGCGCCGUGUUCGACGGAAUGCCGGCCCGGGACGUGGUCACCUGGACCUCCCUCCUCACGGGGCUCGCGCGCGCCGGGGCGCACGGCGAGGCCGCCCGUGUGUACAGCGGCAUGGUGGCCGCGGGGGUCGGCCCCGACGAGUUCGCCGUCGCGGCCGCCCUCAGCUCCUGCGCGGGCUCCACCAUGCUCGACAUGGGGCGGUCGGUGCACGCCGCGGCGGUCCGGCGCGGGCUCGAGCCGUUCCUCUCGGUCGGGAACUCGCUCGUGUCCAUGUACGCCAAGACCGGCGCGCUGCGCGACGCGCGGGCGGUGUUCGACGCGAUGCCGGCGCGGUGCACCAUCACGUGGACGGCCCUGAUCGUCGGGUGCGCGCAGAACGGCCGCGGAAGGCAGUCGCUCGAGAUCUACGCCGACAUGGUCCGGUCCGGGUGCAGGCCGGACUACGUGACCUUCAUCGGCCUGCUCUUCGCGUGCAGCCACGCCGGCCUCGUCGACGCCGGCCAGGCUCACUUCCGGUCCAUGGUCACCGACUACGGCAUCGCUCCCGGACCGGAUCACUACGCGUGCAUGGUCGACUUGCUAGGCCGGGCGGGGCGGCUGGAGGAAGCCAUGGACCUGCUGAACGGGAGCUCGACAGAGCUGGACGCCACAGUGGGUAAGGCGCUGCUGGGCGCGUGCCAUGUGCACCGGAACGCGGAGCUCGCGGAACACGCGGCCGAGAUGGUGUGGAGGCUGGACCCGACGGACGCCGUGCCGUACGUCAUGCUCUCCAACCUCUACUCCCGGGCGAGGCGUUGGGGCGACGUCGCCAGGAUCCGCGCGCUGAUGAAGUCGAGAGGGAUCACCAAGGAGCCCGGGUGCAGCUGGGUCGGGGUGAACGGCGUGGCGCACCUGUUCCACGUCGAGGACCGCGGCCACCCGCGCGCGGCCGAGAUCUACGGGAAGGUGGAGGAGAUGACGGAGAGGAUCCGGGCCGAAGGGUACGUGCCGGACACGGACUGGGCGUUGCAGGACGAGGCGCCGGAGGGGAGGGAGAGGGGGCUGGCGUACCACAGCGAGAGGCUCGCGGUGGCCUUCGGGCUGCUCGCCGUGCCGGCGGCCGCGCCCAUCCGUGUGUUCAAGAACCUCCGGGUGUGCGGCGACUGCCAUGCCGCGAUCAAGAUGGUCGCCAAGGUGUACGGCAGGGAGAUCAUUCUGAGAGAUGCGAACUGCUUCCACCACAUGAAGGAUGGAGCUUGUUCUUGUGGUGAUUACUGGUAGGGAGAUUCGGUAUAGUUUUCACUGUUGGAUCUUGGUAGAUUCACAGGGGCCUGU